AGUAGAUAAGGGGCUGAGAUGAGCAGCAGCCCCACAGAGCAGCAGGCUCCUCCCGACUGGCCAGGCCAUGCUGACCACCCUCACCCUGCUCCUGGGGCUGCCCCUCGCCCUCGCCGCCGAGCCCCCCGGCUGCGCCCCGCUCCGCACGCUCCCCUUGGACAAUGACACCAUCCCUGGGAUCCUGGGACACUGGAUCUACAUCAUGGGUGCCUCCCACUACCCACCUCACCAGGCAGAUAUGGUGGCAGUUAAAUAUGCAGCUUUUUCCAUCUUUCCCAGCGGGCACGAGGAUGAGCUCAAUGUCACUGAAGUCAUGAGAGUGAAUGAGACGUGUGUGAUGAGGAACAACACCAAGAUCCAGGUCUUCAGGCACAACUCCACCCUGAUGCAUGUUGAUAACCAGGUGGUUUCCACUGCUGAGCUGAUCCAAAGUGACAAGGACCUGCUGAUCCUGAAGCACAUCAAUGCCAACUUCCUGGGUCUGAGCCUCUCAGCACGGACACACAACGUGAGCAAGGAGCAGCUGGAGGAGUUCAAAGCCCAGUUGCACUGCCUGGGCUUCACUGAGGAGGAGAUCUUCUUCACAUCUGAAAAGGAUGCCUGUCCCUUGCCUGGGCAGAAGAAUGAAGAAGACAACAAGGAGUCACAGCUGGAUUAACCUUUGAGGGCUGGGUCGGCUGCUCCAUCCUCACCCUCCUCCUCCUCCAGCCCCUCCACAAGGGACAUCCCCCCUGCCAGUCCCAGCUGGGCUGGGCUCAACCUCAGGACUUUCCAUCAAGGUUUCAUUUUCUCCUCCCAGGUGAAUCUCCUGGCUUUCCUGUUCUUGCCCAGACCUGAAAUAAACCCCAUUGAGCCUUUUCCAAA
Apus apus (common swift) is the source of this 864-nucleotide messenger RNA. RefSeq names its product alpha-1-acid glycoprotein-like. Bases 68 to 658 code for a protein of 196 amino acids. The record is from RefSeq and is a predicted model, not a curated record. Lineage: Eukaryota; Metazoa; Chordata; Aves; Apodiformes; Apodidae. The transcript is spliced from 6 exons.